Messenger RNA from Saprolegnia diclina VS20, 3624 nucleotides. RefSeq lists its product as hypothetical. Lineage: Eukaryota; Oomycota; Saprolegniomycetes; Saprolegniales; Saprolegniaceae. Gene Ontology annotation, molecular function: zinc ion binding; ATP-dependent chromatin remodeler activity; ATP binding. The transcript has 18 exons. The record is from RefSeq and is a predicted model, not a curated record. Bases 24 to 3569 code for a protein of 1181 amino acids.
CACCGAUCCAAACUCCAACUCCCAUGGUCGCACGCCGAUCCGCGCGGCUGACCGAGCCGGCGCCCGCGGCCACGACCGCCCCGCGCCCCGCUCGACCCACGCGACGUGCCAAGGCCGCCGAGGUCAUCGAGGUCCCGACGAGCUCCGAGGAAGAUGGCGACGACGACCAGGAAGAUGCAGGGGAAGAGGCAGCCAGCGAAGACGACAAGCCGCCAUCGCCUCCUCGCCGUGGCCGGGCAGCACGCAAGCCCGCUUCGAUUUCGCACCUCGAGAUGAAGCCGCCAGCAGCCAGCGAUGGCAGUGAAGAUGACAAGCCCAUAUCGCCGCCUCGUCGGGGCCGGGCAGCACGCAAGCCGGUUGCAGUCUCGCAGCUUGAGAUGAAGCCGCCAACCGACGAUGAGAGCGAGGAUGACAAGCCCAUAUCACCACCGCGUCGUGGCCGGGCAGCACGCAAGCCAGCCCCUGUUGUGGACGUCGAGAUGGAGGGGCCUGCCGACGACGCGAGCGAAGACGACAAGCCGAUAUCGCCACCUCGCCGUGGCCGGGCCGCACAAAAGCGCGAGCCGGUCUCGGACCUCGAGAUCAAGCCGACGCCAGCCAAGAAGCCGCGUGUUGCAGCAACCAAGAAGAAUGCGAUCGUCGAUUCGGACGCGUCGGACAUGGACGAUGUCUCGUGGGCCGAUGCGCCCAAGCUGCCCGCCAAGGGCAAGGGCAAAAAGAAGGUCGUCGUUGCCCGGCCACGCAAGGUGCGUACGCUCAAAGAGAGCAGCGACAGUGAGUUCAACGCGUCGUCGGACGAGAGCAGCGACGUGGUCUCAGUCGCAUCCCACGUCGACUCGGAAGACGACAACCCGAUCUUGCCACCAGGUUCUUCGCCGAUCAAGGUCAAGUUGCCUGCGAAAGCGUCGCCGGCGCCCAAGCCCGCGGGCAACCGACGUCGUCCAGCGCCAAAAAAGGCCGCCAAGGAGCCGUCCAAAGACCCCAACGACGCUGCACGUCCCCAAAACGCCGAGGACGACCCCGCCGACCCCGUGUACCCGAUCUACAAGGCGUGCUACGCGACCAGCGGCCGCGCGCGGUGCAAGACGUGCGAGAAGGCGCUCGAGAAGGACGAGCUUGUGAUCUCAGUGACGCUCGAGCACUCGCGCUUUGGCAUCAACAGCUACUACAAGCACGUGGCCUGCUCUAUGCUCUGCGACGCGAUCCCGCUCGCCGGUCUCACCGCGCUCUCCAAGAACGACGAAGCCAAGAUGGUGGCGGUCAUGGCUGCCAACCGUGCGGCUGGCCUCGACGACGAGCGCAUUGCGUUGCGCGAAGAAGACUUUAUCAAGCGCGAGAUUUUGCCCGGAAAGCUGCCCGUGGCUGCGCUCACCGCGAGCUUGCUGCCGUACCAACAAGAAGGCCUCGCAUGGAUGGUCAACCAAGAGGCGAGCGCGUACCGCGGCGGUAUCUUGGCCGACGAGAUGGGCAUGGGCAAGACGGUCCAAGCCAUUUCGUGCAUGUUGGAGCAAAUCCGGUUGGAGAAGAAUGACACGAUGUUCCAGGCCAACGGGCUCCUGCCGGGCGGGACGCUCAUCGUGUGCCCCGUCGUCGCCUGCAUGCAGUGGCGGUCGGAGAUCGAGCGGUUUGUGGCCAAGGACACGCUGCGCGUGAUCAUUCACCACGGGCCGAAGCGCACCAAGCUCGCGGCCGACCUCGCCAUGUACGACGUGGUCUUGACGACCUUUUCGAUCGUCGAGAGCGAAGGACGCAAGAUUCUGGGCGCCGACAAGGACCCGUGUGCGUACUGCGGCAAGCUCUUUUUGCCCGAGAAGCUCAUCUUGCACAACAAGUACAUUUGCGGCCCGAACGCACGCAAGACGUCCAAGCAAGCCAAGCAGCAACGCGGCAAAGCGGCCAAGGACAAGGCCAAGUCGUUUCAAGACAUGGACGACGAGGACGAUGCGUCGUCGGAGGACAAGGCCCCGAAGAAGCCGGUCAAGAAACCCCCGGCCAAAAAACAGGUCAUGAAGGGGACGUCGCCGCUGCACGAGAUUGCAUGGGCCCGCAUCAUCCUCGACGAGGCCCACUACAUCAAGGAUCGUCGGUGCAGCACGGCGCGGUCCGUGUUCAAGCUCACGUCCAAGUUCAAGUGGUGCCUCACGGGCACGCCGCUCCAGAACCGCAUUGGCGAGCUCUUUUCGCUCAUUCGGUUUCUGCAAGUGCACCCGUAUGCGUACUACCACUGCGCGCAGUGCGCGUGCGAGCAGAUUGACUUCCAAAUGAAGGGCGGGCACUGCAGCCAGUGCAGCCACUCUGCGAUGCAGCACUACUCGUCGUUCAACAAGAAGAUUCUCAACCCGAUCCAAGCGUACGGCUACGUGGCCGAAGGCAAGGUGGCCAUGCUGCGCCUCCAAAACGACCUCUUGCGCCACGUGUUGCUGCGCCGCACCAAGCAGAGCCGCGCCGAUGACAUUAGUUUGCCGCCCAAGCUCAUUGUCGUGCGCCGGGACGCCAUGGACGAGCGCGAAAAGGACUUUUACGAGAGCAUUUACACGCAGAGCAAAGCGCAGUUCAACACGUACGUCUCGGCGGGCACGCUCCUCAACAACUAUGCGCACAUUUUCGACCUCUUGAUUCGGUUGCGCCAAGCAGUCGACCACCCGUACCUCGUCAUUUACUCCAAGAUCAACCCGGCACUGCAGCUGCCGACGCCCGAGCUGCCGGUCAAGAAGGACCUGCCGCUCACAAUCGAUGUGGAUGACGACGCGGUGGCGGCACCAGUGUGCGACUUUUGCCACGAAGAGGCCGAGGACCCGGUGCGCGCGGCCUGCAGCCACACGUUCUGCAAGUCGUGCGUUGAGGAGUACAUGGCGUCGCUGCUCAUGAACGCCAAGGCGCUCUGCCCAACGUGCGAAGAGCCGCUGACGGUCAACCUCGCGCCGCCCGAGGUGCCACCGGAAGAGAUGAUCGACGUGGCGUCGCCCCGCAGCGUGGACGUGUCGCUCAAGAAGACGCGCGGAAAGCCGAGCUUGCUCUCCAAGCUGCCGCUGCUGAGCGACUUUCAGAGCAGCACCAAGAUUGAAGCGCUCAUGGAGGAGAUCCACCGCAUGCAAGAAGUGGAUCCGUCGGCCAAGGGCAUUGUGUUUUCGCAGUUUGUCAACAUGCUCGACCUCAUUGAGCACCGCCUCGAGCUCGCGGGCAUUCGCUGCGUGAAGCUCUCGGGCAGCAUGCCCAUGGCGAUGCGCGAGAAGCUGCUGACGCUCUUCCGGGACGACCCGAAGCUCACAAUCUUCCUCAUCAGUCUCAAGGCCGGUGGCGUCGCGCUCAACCUCACGGUCGCGUCCCACAUCUUCCUCAUGGACCCAUGGUGGAACCCGGCGGCCGAGCACCAAGCGAUCGACCGCACGCACCGACUCGGGCAGUUCAAGCCCAUUCGCGCGACCCGGUUCAUCGUUGCCAACACGAUUGAAGACCGCAUCUUGAAGCUGCAGGAGAAGAAGCAGCUGGUGUUUGAAGGCACGGUGGGCUCCAGCACGGCGGCGCUUGGGCGUCUCACGGUCGAAGACCUCCGCUUCCUCUUCCACUAGUAUCGAGUUGAUUCUUUCUUAUAUGGCUCUAAGCUUCGUUGAUUGUUUACUUGCG